Molecule: messenger RNA, 1215 nt
Organism: Adineta steineri
Lineage: Eukaryota; Metazoa; Rotifera; Eurotatoria; Adinetida; Adinetidae
Source: the annotation of a GenBank genome assembly
AUGAGCCGAGAUCGAAGUCACAGUAGAUUAUCACAUGAUCAUGAUUAUUUAAUUAAACUUCGUGGUAUACCUUAUUCAUCAACUAAAGAUGAUAUUAAAGAUUUUCUUUCUCCAUGUCGUAUUAUUACUAUUCAUUUAUUCAAUGAAAAUGAUAAUUCAUCAGGUGAAUGUUUAGUUGAUCUUGAAUCAGAAAAUGAUGUUAAAGAUGCAUUAAAAAAAAGUAAUGAAUAUAUGGGAAGUCGAUAUAUUGAAGUGUUUCGAGCGAGUUAUUAUGAAUAUAAAUUCUAUAUUAAACAUAAAGGUGUAAUUUCAUGGCGUGAACCAGUUAUUCAUAUGAAUGGUCUUCCAUAUACGUGUACAAUGGGUGAUGUACAAACAUUUUUUAAAGAUAUUGUAAUAGCUCGAAAUGGUAUUUAUAUAACACGUGAUAUGUCGGAUAAUGCAUUGGGUGGUGGAUAUGUGGCUUUUGUUAGUAUGGAUAAUGCCUAUAAAGCAAUUGAUAUGUAUAAUCAAAAACAUAUUCAACACAGAUAUAUCGAAUUAAAACCAUCGACGUAUGAUGAAGCGAAGAAAACCAUUAUGAAUGAUGCUUAUUCGAAUGGAAAACAAUUUGCAGGUGAAAAAGAAGAUGAAACUACUACAAAUAAUAAUCAUAAUGGUACAAAGAAACGAAGUCGAAGUAACCGACAAUCACGAUCGAAUAGUCGAGAAAAAGAUAAAGAUUAUCGUCGUCAACCAAUAAAACGUCGACGUUCACGAUCAAGAUCUCCUCGACCACAACUUCGUCGAUCUCGUGAUAAUUUUCGUCGACGAAGUCGUAGUCGAAGUCCAGUACGUCGCUCAUCAGUAAGAUCAAAUCAAAAUGGCGAAUAUCUUAUUAAAAUGCGUGGCAUGCCUUAUACUGUUGUUGAAAAUGAUAUUCGUGAAUUUUUCCCAUCAACAUGUCAACCGGUGCGUAUUGAAAUUAUGCAAGAUCGUCGUUUGAAUCGACCUAAUGGUGAUGGUCAUGUUUAUUUUAAUACAAAGGAUGAAGUCAAUGAAGCAAUUAAAUGCGAUAGAAAAUUCAUGGGUAAUCGUUAUGUUGAACUUUAUUCUGAUUCACCUCGUCAUUCAUCAUCAGAUCGUCGACGAAAUAGCAGCGCUCAUAAUUCUCAACAUGUAUCUCGUUCUCGAUCAAAAACAAAAACUAAUGAUAGAAGUGAAUCAGAAGAUUAA